AUGGCGUUGCGGACUGUCCGAAACUUACCCUGUUUUUUAAGUGUACUCGGCGUGUUGCUUCUAAGCAGUGGCCCAUCCCGAGUCUCCUCUUGUCCGAGCCGCUGUUUAUGUUUCCGUACCACUGUCAGAUGUAUGCAUUUAAACCUGGAAUCAGUGCCCGCUGUUCUUCCUCAGACAACAAUCCUAGAUCUAAGAUUCAACAAAAUCAAGGAUUUACAGCCAGGCUCCUUCAGACGACUAAAAAACCUCAAUACACUCCUUUUAAAUAACAACCAUAUUAGAAGAAUCCCAAGAGGAGCCUUUGAAGAUUUGGAAAACUUAAAAUAUCUCUAUUUGUACAAGAAUGAAAUCCAGGCGAUAGACAGAGAAGCUUUUAAGGGGCUCGUCUCUCUAGAACAACUAUACCUGCACUUCAACAACAUUGAGUCUUUGGAGCCGGAGUCUUUCUCUCAUCUGCCCAAGCUUGAGCGGUUGUUUCUGCACAACAACAGAAUUACUCAUCUUGCAUUAGGAACCUUCUCCCACCUGCAGUCCAUGAAGAGACUGCGCCUCGACUCAAACUCACUGCACUGUGACUGUGAACUGCUGUGGUUGGCCGAUCUGUUGAAGCAGUACGCAGAGUCCGGUAACGCUCAAGCCGCAGCUACAUGCAACUAUCCCAGCCGCUUGCAGGGACGCUCGGUCGCAACUCUCACUGCAGAGGAGCUCAACUGUGAAGUUCCCCGGAUCACAUCUGAGCCGCAGGAUGUGGACGUAACCUCUGGGAACACUGUGUACUUCACAUGCAGGGCAGAGGGCAACCCCAAACCUCAGAUCAUCUGGCUCAGAAACAACAAUGCUCUGAACAUGAGGGACGACACACGUCUCAAUCUUUUGGAAGAUGGGACCCUGAUGAUCCAGGACACACGAGAAACAGACCAGGGAGUUUAUCAGUGCAUGGCCAAAAACGUGGCUGGAGAGGUGAAGACCUCAGAGGUCACCUUGCGAUACUUCAGAUCACCAUCUCGACCUAGUUUCGUGAUCCAGCCGCAGAAUACAGAGGUUCUGGUCGGGGAGAGCGUGACCCUGGAGUGCAGUGCGACGGGCCAGCCGCAGCCCCGUGUGACCUGGACCAAAGGAGACCACACAGCCCUCCCAGUGGACCCCCGCAUCAACAUCACUCCUUCAGGAGGUCUCUACAUCCAGAACGUCAAUCAGGCCGAUGGGGGACAGUACACCUGCUUCGCAAGCAACAACGUGGACACCAUCCACGCCACUGCGUAUAUUAUAGUACAGGCUCGUCCUCAGUUCACAGUGACCCCUCAGGACCAGUCUGUGCUGGAGGGUCUUACAGUUGACUUUCGCUGCGAGGCCAGCGGCUACCCUCAGCCUGUCAUAGCAUGGACUCGCGGCGGCAGCCCUCUGCCUAAUGACAGACGGCACGUUGUUCUCUCAUCGGGAAGCUUGCGCAUCAGCCGCGUGGCCCUUCAUGACCAGGGCCACAUCACACUUUCCAAAACUUUUACUAAAAUUAAAUCACCAGUAACGCCUGUUUUCACAAGCGCUCCAAGGGAUACGACUGUGGAGUCUGGAUCAGAUGUCCAGAUUCCGUGCAGUGCGAAGGGUGAGCCCACACCUAUCAUCACAUGGGGCAAGGAUGGAGUCCAGAUUACAGAGAGUGGGAAGUUUCAUAUCAAUCCAGUUGGCUAUCUGGAAGUGCAUGACGUGGGGCUUGCCGAUGGGGGACGAUAUGAGUGUGUAGCCCGCAACUCCAUUGGAUAUUCCUCAUCUAGUAUGGUGCUAACAGUGCAAGUCCCGCAGGUGAGCAGGGAGGGUGAUCCGUUUGUCUCGACGUCUCUUGAAGAGGCCAUUCGGAGCAUAAACAGCGCAAUAGACUCCACCAGGAGGCAGCUCUUUGAUGGAUCUCCUCGUACCCCUGCCGAGCUUCUGGCUUUGUUCCGUUACCCCCGGGACCCCUACACAGUGGAGCAGGCCAGAGCUGGAGAGAUUUUUGAGCAGACCCUACUUCUCAUCCAGAGGCAUGUCAACCAGGGCCUCAUGGUGGACACCAAUGGAACAGCCUACCGCUACAAUGACUUGGUGUCACCGCAUUUUCUGGAUAUGAUAGCUAACCUGUCUGGCUGCACGGCCCAUCGACGCUUCAACAAUUGCUCGAAUAUCUGCUUCCACCAGAAGUAUCGCACCCAUGAUGGCACUUGCAACAACCUGCAGCACCCCAUGUGGGGAGGCUCGCUCACUGCCUUCGAGCGCUUGCUAAAGCCCGUCUACGACAAUGGCUUCAAUCUCCCACGUGGUGCCUCUGAGCGAAGGCACAGUGGCUUCCCUCUGCCACUUCCACGUCUGGUCUCCACCACCAUGAUCGGAACGGAGACCAUCACCCCAGACGAUCGCUACACACACAUGCUUAUGCAGUGGGGCCAGUUCCUUGACCACGACCUGGAUUCAACUGUUGUAUCCCUCAGCCAGUCUCGUUUCUCCGAUGGACAGUUGUGCACCUCGGUGUGCACCAACGACCCACCUUGCUUUCCCAUCAUGUUCCCUCACGACGAUCCACGGCAGCGGCACAACGGAGCAAGUUGCAUGUUCUUUGUGCGCUCUAGUCCCGUUUGCGGCAGUGGAAUGACCUCUCUGCUUAUGAACUCUGUGUAUCCACGCGAGCAGAUGAACCAGCUCACCUCCUACAUCGAUGCUUCCAAUGUUUACGGCAGCUCACAGCACGAGGCAGAAGAGAUCCGUGACUUGGCCAGCCAUCGGGGCAUGUUGCAGCAGGGUAUUGUGCAACGCACCGGCAAGCCAUUGCUCCCCUUUGCAACUGGCCCACCAACAGAAUGCAUGCGGGACGAAAACGAAAGCCCCAUUCCUUGCUUCCUAGCUGGGGACCAUCGUGCCAAUGAGCAGCUUGGGUUGACGGCUAUGCACACGGUUUGGUUCCGUGAACAUAACCGCAUAGCCAGCGAGUUGCUACGUCUCAACCCCCAUUGGGAUGGCGACACCAUUUACCAUGAGGCACGGAAGAUAGUUGGAGCCCAAAUGCAGCAUAUAACCUACAGCCAUUGGUUGCCCAAAAUACUGGGCGAGGCUGGCAUGAGGCUACUGGGUGACUAUAAUGGCUAUAAUCCCAAUAUUAAUGCCGGCAUCCUCAACGCUUUUGCAACUGCUGCCUUCCGCUUUGGCCAUACGCUCAUUAACCCCAUUCUGUACCGGCUCGAUGAAAACUUUCAGCCCAUCCAGCAAGGACACAUCUCACUGCAUAAGGCUUUUUUCUCACCCUUCCGUAUUGUGAACGAAGGAGGCAUCGAUCCUUUGCUCCGUGGCUUGUUUGGAGUGGCAGGAAAAAUGCGCGUGUCCACUCAACUGCUUAACACCGAACUUACUGAACGGCUUUUCUCGAUGGCGCAUUCAGUGGCACUCGACCUUGCUGCCAUGAAUAUCCAAAGGGGGCGUGACCACGGUAUACCCCCCUACAAUGACUACCGGGUGUUCUGCAACCUGACGUCCGCGCAGACGUUUGAUGACUUGAGGAAUGAGAUUCAGAAUCCCAGUGUGCGAGAGAAGCUUCAAAGGCUGUAUGGCACACCUCAGAAUAUUGACCUGUUUCCUGCGCUGAUGGCUGAAGAGCUGGUGCCUGGCAGCAGACUGGGACCGACCCUCAUGUGUUUACUGGCAACCCAGUUCAAGCGUCUCAGAGAUGGUGACCGGUUUUGGUAUGAGAACCCUGGCUCCUUUAGCCCUGCUCAGUUGACCCAGCUGAAGCAGACGUCUCUCGCCCGGGUGUUGUGUGACAAUAGCGACAACAUCACUCGAAUCCAGUCAGAUGUCUUUAGCGUGGCUAAAUUCCCUCACAGUUAUGGAAGCUGUGAUGAUGUACCUAAGAUUGACCUACGUAUGUGGCAGGACUGCUGUGAAGACUGCCGUACUAAAGGUCAGUUCAACGCCCUGUCGUACCACUUCAGAGGCCGCAGGUCAGCAGAGCACAGCUACGCGGAGGAGAAACCUGCCAGCAACCUCACGGGCAACAGCAGGUGCAACUCACAAGCUUCAUUUACAGUCUGCUGCUCAUUUCUGGAUUUCACCAAAGAUUCCUAAAAUGAAACCAUUUUUUCUCUCUGUUGGAACUGACAGAUAAAAAGACUUGAAGGCCGUCUGAGCAGGACAGACUGUGCAGAUGAGGACGGGAGAGAGCGAGGAGAUGGAGAGAGUUGGAAGAAGAACCCCUGCACCACCUGUCAGUGUCAUGAGGCCCAGGUGACGUGUUUCGUGGAAAAGUGUCCGCAGACAGCAUGUCUGAAGCCAGUGAUUCCCAAAGGCUCGUGCUGCCCCGUGUGCCUCAACCAGCCAUCACAACCGCAGGAUAACGAGCGCCACGUAUAACCUCAGGACACUUAACCAAUGUGACCUUGAGCUCAUGCCUCCAUUUGUUCAAUAGUUGCGUUUCAGGGUUUUUUGUUGUUUGUCAUGUAUUUUUUUUGCAUAUCCUCAGAUGCCCUCUGCAAAGAACCAAAAAUACACUGCCUUAAAAAGUGUCUAAACGGAUGAAUGUGGGGCCCUGUUUUCCUCCUCAGGCAUGUUAACCGGGAGACGACUACCCAAAGUGUUCAUUUACGAGACCGAGAAUGGGCGGCUCCGGUCCUGGAGGGACACUUUCCUGCAGAGUUCAGCUCUUAUCACUAAUCAAACACACCAAACCAAAGUCUUCAGGAUUCCUUGAAAAUUACUGUACAGUCAGUUGCGCUCAAAAAAGACGAAAAAACAUUU
Molecule: messenger RNA, 4755 nt
Organism: Sinocyclocheilus rhinocerous
Lineage: Eukaryota; Metazoa; Chordata; Actinopteri; Cypriniformes; Cyprinidae
Product: peroxidasin homolog
Exons: 22
Biological process (GO): response to oxidative stress
Molecular function (GO): peroxidase activity; heme binding; protein binding
Source: RefSeq, a predicted model, not a curated record